AUGAGGAUAUUGCAACAGCAGUAUCGUCAACAGAAAUACACAAAGUAUUCUGAGCUCAUAUACACAUUACUUCAGGCCGAGAAGCAUGAUGAACUUCUCAUGAAGAAUCACAAUGCUCGCCCAACGGGUGCCAUGCCUAUCCCUGAAGCACAUGCUAAUGCUCAUUCUACUAGUAAAUUUGGAAACCGUAAAAGGAACUUCCAAAAAUUCAAGGGAAAAUGGAAAAAGAAUAAUGGUCAAAAGACCAACAGUCAAACUAAGGGGAAAGGUCAUUUCAAGAAAAAUGAUCAAAAUGACAACUCUCAAACUUGUCAAAGGUGUGGAUGCAUGAAUCAUCGUACUAAUCAAUGCCGAAUUCCCAAGCACCUUGUGGAUCUAUACAUGAAGUAUGGAGGAAAAGGCAAACAAGUUCAUGGAAAUAAAGCUGAAGCUCACUUCAACGCCAUUCAAGAUAACCCUCAAGCUGGUCCUUCUCAAAGCGAUAUUCAAGUAUACAAGCCAAAGGACAAUCUCAUCCUCGAUGAAGACAUGUUUGUGGAUUACACCCGAGAUGUUUUUGGAGACCUCAGUUAA
Molecule: messenger RNA, 573 nt
Organism: Aegilops tauschii subsp. strangulata
Lineage: Eukaryota; Viridiplantae; Streptophyta; Magnoliopsida; Poales; Poaceae
Source: RefSeq, a predicted model, not a curated record